AUGGAGCUGACGACGUCGCUGGCCGUCGAGUCGUGGAUCCUCUACGUUGUCGGCGUCGUCGUCGUCGUCGCCCGUCUCGUCUCCCGCAGCAUCAAGCUGGGGAAAUGGAGCAGGCUCCAGCUGGAUGACUAUCUCAUCGUCUUCGCCCUCGUCAACUUUACCGGCGUCGUCGUCUCCAUCAACGAGGUGGCCAAGAACGGCAGCAACUACAUGGACGCGGAUGCCGCCGCCGCCCUCGACGACCACGGCGUCCAGAGGGCCGUCUACGGCAGCAUCAUGACCUUUGUCCUCGAGGUCUUCACCCUCACGGCCAUAUGGACCGUCAAGGCCUGCCUGCUGCUGCUCUACGCGCGGCUGACGCGGAACACGCUGCCGAAGCAGCACCUGCUCGUCAAGAUGGUCGCUUGGUACUGCGCCCUGACCUACCUCGUCGCCAUGUUCAUGUUCAUCUUCUUCUGGUGCCACCCGACCGUCGAGUACUGGGCCGUGCCCGUUCGGAACCGUAGGCAACACGCGGCACCGCGGCGGAGGCCAUGGCCGGCUGACGAGGACAGGGCAAUGCGCGACAUUCUUGCCGCCAUCCUCAACCGAUACUGCAACUUCAGCUCGCCCAACUCGUACGUCUUCCUGUUCUGGUACGUGGCCGAAGUCGGCGUCGCCAUGAUGGUCGGCAACCUGCCCCUGUGCUGGCCCAUCGUACGCCUGAUGAUGGGCAGCCGGGAGGCGACGCAAACGCCGUCGUACCAGAUCGAGACGAUUGGCGGCGAGGGUCGCAAGAAUCGACGGGCCAAACCCCUCGCCGCGGCAAGGGCGAGCAUCAUGAGCAUCGAGUGGGGCAAGCUCGACGACCAGGAAUGCGGCCCGACGGCCAGGGAGGCACCGCAUAGCCACCACGCGGCGUCGGAACAGGGGAGCCAGAUUGAGCUGGUGCUACGGGAACACGACCUGAGCCUGCACGACGACGACGCGGUCGCCGCGGGCGAGGAAAAGGAAACCGCGAGCGAGCGGCGAGUCAUUCUCACGGGGUCGGCGGAACCCAAGGGAGACAUGGACUCGGCCAUGAAGCCGGUGGACGUGAUUUCGGAUUCGCAGCUCGACCGAUGA
Molecule: messenger RNA, 1104 nt
Organism: Drechmeria coniospora
Lineage: Eukaryota; Fungi; Ascomycota; Sordariomycetes; Hypocreales; Ophiocordycipitaceae
Product: UbiD family decarboxylase
Exons: 3
Coding region: 1-1104 (367 amino acids)
Source: RefSeq, a predicted model, not a curated record